This is a messenger RNA of Eremomyces bilateralis CBS 781.70, 1710 nucleotides long. RefSeq lists its product as uncharacterized. The record is from RefSeq and is a predicted model, not a curated record. Lineage: Eukaryota; Fungi; Ascomycota; Dothideomycetes; Eremomycetales; Eremomycetaceae. The transcript is spliced from 2 exons. Bases 264 to 1430 code for a protein of 388 amino acids.
CUUGCACUUUGCACCAGCUCCCUCCCUUUCCAGCCUCACAAAGUUACAAACUCACUGUCCACCAUCCGUGGUGUCCGCUUGUCAGAUUCCGUCUCACACAAAUCGUCCUUGCACCUACUGUCACUUCUCUUACACCUCACGUGGACUCCUUGAAGUUGGCUUGUUGAAACACUCCAACCCGAGCGCCCAUUCGAAUCCUUCAUCCCCUCUCCAGUCUCCACCUCUUCCUUGACCAUAGCAACAGCGUGGUCAAAUCUCUCACAAUGGCCGCCAUGGCUUCUUCAGAGCGCUUAGAACAACCAGCCGAAGUGGCUAACAAGGUGUUACGGAGAGCUCAAGUAUCAAAGAUGACGAGAGCUCUGCAAAAUCGAUUGGCACUUGCCAACGUCAAGAUCCAGCACGGAUGGCAGAACAUGAGCCUCGAUUCCAUAGAACCCAAGGUCGACUUGGAAUUGAAACGCAAACGACCGGCGUCGUCUCGAGACGUCAUGUCCGAUUGCUCGUCCAGCAUCUCCGACCGGUAUUAUCCUGUUGGGAUGCUGGACUCUUCUCCCCUUGGAGGGCCCAUGUUCUCCGACGACCUCCCUCGCUCCGGUAGCACCAUCAACGGCUCGAACAAACGGAAGAAGUUCUACAAUCCAGACCAACUCCGCCGUCCCGUCUCGAGCUCCCAUACCCGAACCAAAGUCCGCGCUGGCCACACCAAAGUGUCGACGUGGAAGUCCUCCUACCAGCUUGCCCAAUCCUCUCCAUCUCUUCCCAACCGACACUCCUCCUUCCCCACCCAACCUGUCCGAAGCAACAUCUCAUUUGCUUCCAUGCCGCGUGACGCCACGCCCACCUCCGUCUGCUCCUCCGAAACCGACGACGAGGACCUCCCCGUCCUCUCAUUCAAUGCCGGCUCCGCGGGCGGUCCCCGUGUCCCGAAACUUCAAAUCCGCUCCUCCCCGCCCGCCCGCAGCCCACGCACCCCUCCGCCCGGCUUCUCUCGCUCCUCGCGUCUUCACAGCCGACCGUUCACCGAGCCACGAGCUCCGCAACAGGACGCCGCGGACCUCCUCAUGUACCUUGCCGCGUCUCCGUCCCCGGCACAACCGAACCACAGUACCUCGAACAUCCGCACACCACGAGUCAACGCCCCGUCCACACCCCCGCCGAAACAAACCCCGUUGCCAUCCACCAUGAUGUCCACUCCUGGAGGCAACCCCGCCAGCUUCCUCGGUUUCGGAAGCCAAACCCCCAACGCCGUGAACUUCGAGGACUUCCUCCAUUUCACGCCGAGUCCCGCCCAGGCGGCGUGGAAGACCCCCAGCGGGAAGACACCGGGGAGGCGGCGGGUCAACUUCGACCACCGGACGAUGGACGAGGGGAAGGAGAGACCGAAGGGGUUGGGGAUGGAGCUAGGAGGGGAGCUGCCGACGUCGAAAUGAAUCAUGAGGGUCACGAGGAAUGACUUGUGUGAUAUGGAGAGAACCGCUGGGCGGUCAAGAUCCGUGGGGCGAGGUCACAAGGAACGACCUGUUUAUAUGCUUAGAGGGGCAUCAUCUUUGGGCAGUGACAGAUAGUAUUUUGGUCGUAAUAACCUGCCACCUGCUCAUACAUCCCAUUGCUUUCGGAUUAUGUCCCAUUUCUAGCGUCCAUCGCGUUUACACAAUCAUGGCAUAUCAUGCCAUUUAGCAUAGCAAUUAGCUGUAGGAAUUAAUGAACCAU